CCGUGCAGCUCUGGGACCCCGGUCCGCACAGAAGCCCAGCUAGCCCGCCGUGCGCCUGCCUGCGCAUCUGCCCUCGCUGCCGCCGGUGUGUGCCCCUCCACUCCACCGGCACCAUGCACCUCUCCCAACUGCUGGCCUGCGCCCUGCUGCUCACUCUACUGUCGCUCCUGCCCUCCGAAGCCAAGCCCGGGUCGCCAAAGGUCCCGCGAGCUCCGCUGGGGGAGGUGUCGGCUGUGUCCCAUGCUGAGAGCGGCGCUCAAAAGAAGCGCGACAAGACUCCCGGAGGCGGCGGCGCCAACCUCAAGGGCGACCAGGCGAGACUGCUCCGGGACCUGCGCGUGGAUACCAAGUCUCGGUGGGCCCGCCUUCUGCAGGAGAACCCCAACACACGCAAGAAAUCGGGCACCAAGAAGGGCUCGUCCAAGGGCUGUUUCGGCCUCAAGCUGGACCGGAUCGGCGCCACGAGCGGCCUGGGAUGUUAGGGCGGCGACCCCUGGCGGCGGACCGAGAACUCGCUCCGCUUUGCUGAGGUCAUCCUUGGUCAUCUGGAAGCACCGCCAAGGCAAUGUGGCUUUUACAUUUCUUUCCUUUUUUCCCCCUUGUGGUACCGGGAAAAUGCAACACCAGCUGUUUUAUUAUUAUCUGGGGAGGGGGGGUUUGAUUUCAUUGUUUGUUUGUCUUUGAAAAUGAAAAAUAAAAAGUUAUAUAUUAUAUAUAUAUUAUA
Artibeus jamaicensis (Jamaican fruit-eating bat) is the source of this 724-nucleotide messenger RNA. It is a transcript of the gene NPPC, whose product is annotated as natriuretic peptide C. Bases 114 to 482 code for a protein of 122 amino acids. The record is from RefSeq and is a predicted model, not a curated record. Gene Ontology annotation, cellular component: extracellular region. The transcript has 3 exons. Gene Ontology annotation, molecular function: hormone receptor binding; hormone activity. Lineage: Eukaryota; Metazoa; Chordata; Mammalia; Chiroptera; Phyllostomidae. Gene Ontology annotation, biological process: receptor guanylyl cyclase signaling pathway; cGMP biosynthetic process.